Messenger RNA from Culex pipiens pallens (northern house mosquito), 1997 nucleotides. Its product is annotated as pickpocket protein 28-like. Gene Ontology annotation, cellular component: membrane. Gene Ontology annotation, molecular function: ligand-gated sodium channel activity. The transcript is spliced from 2 exons. Bases 242 to 1876 code for a protein of 544 amino acids. The record is from RefSeq and is a predicted model, not a curated record. Gene Ontology annotation, biological process: sodium ion transmembrane transport. NCBI's taxonomy places the organism in Eukaryota, Metazoa, Arthropoda, Insecta, Diptera, Culicidae.
GUCCCGGAAGUGCAUGUUGCACGACAAUUGUACGAGACCGGGAAACGUCCGGGAUUUUUUGCUCUAAACUUCCGGUCACAACUUUCACCUUUUUUACUCGUUAUGAAUUACGAGGCGGGCAUGGCCUGUAACUCCCAAAGGGCCUAAACCUGUUGAAUAUUCAUAAACGUUUCAUAACGCUGCGUGAAGUUCACGGUUGGAAGGCAAGUUCAGUCCUUUCGAGACCGUUCAACCGACCAGAAUGAAGCGCUCGUCCUCGCGGAGAACCGUGGCCUGCCGCGAUGCGGCCAAGGGCCUCAUCCUGGACUACUGCUCCAACAGUUCCGUCCACGGCGUGCAGUACUUUGGCUGUCGGGAACGGUCCGGGUGUGAAAAGUUCUGGUGGUUUGCGGUGUUUCUGCUUUCGCUGGGGAGUUGUGCGCUGUUGAUUGAGAAGACGUACCUCAAGUGGGACCAAACGCCGGUCAUCGUGAGCUUCAACGAGCGAGCUACUCCGGUGUGGCAGAUUCCACUUCCGGCGGUGACCAUCUGUCCGCAGACGAAAGCCCUGACUACGAAGCUGAACUUCUCGAACGAUGUUGGGGAGUUCAUGCAAAAUCAUGACAUUUCUGGGGAGAAGAUGGACACUCUGCUGGCAACGUUGCAGCUUUGUGACCGGAACUUCCACCAGGUGUUCUUCGAUCCGGGUGUGUUUCCGGACAAGGCAACGAACCAGAGUUACGCCAGUCUGAUCAAGGACAUGCCGAUUUUGACGCAGGAGAACCUUGGCGACUGUAGCAUCCGAAGUGAGUUGACCAGCUGUGCGAACCUCUUCUCGUACUCCUUGACCGAAGAAGGAGUCUGCGUUACGUUCAACGGACUAUCCGCUAACGAACUGUUACGAACCGAGAACAUCCAAACUGAAGAUUCGUACCUGACCAGCAUCAACAAGUCAACCUUCUGGACCCAGGAAGACGGCUACUCCCAGCAAGCAACCGUCCGCACCUACCCGUAUCGCUCGCUAGGAUCCGGAAUAUCCGCCGGCAUCUCCGUCACCCUCCAAAACCACGACUUCCUCCUCGAGUACCUCUGCAGCGGUCCCAACCCCGGCUACAAGAUCCUGCUGCACUCCCCCGUCGACUACCCCCACAUCUCCAACAAGUUCGUCCGCAUCUCCCGCAACCGCGAGGUUGCAAUCGCCGUCAAGCCCCAAAUCAUCACGACCUCCACCGGACUGCGAGACUACACCCCCGAAGGUCGCCAGUGCUUCUUCAACCACGAGCGCUACCUGCAGUUCUUCCGCGAGUACACCCAGAACAACUGCGAGCUCGAAUGCCUCACGAACUUCACGCUGUACUACUGCGGCUGCGUUCGCUUCUCCAUGCUGCGGACUCCACGCACGGCGGUCUGCGAGACCAACCAGAUCAUGUGCAUGCUGAAGGCCGAGGAGACGCUGCUGGAGAUGGACGUGGUGACGCAGGGAAACUCGGAGCCUAAUUUCAGGGCAAAGUGCAACUGCCUGCCGGCGUGCACCUCGGUGCAGUACGACCUGGAGGUGACCCAGACGGAGCUGGAGUGGUACCGGUACUGGGAGACGUUUGCGGAGGAUUUGAGCAAGUUGGAGGGAACUCAGAUGGCCCGCCUGGGUGUCUACUACAAGGAGUCCCAGUUCAUUACAUCUCGCAGGAGUGAGCUGUACGGAUUGACGGAUUUUCUGGCCAAUUGUGGAGGACUGCUGGGACUCUGCAUGGGCGUUAGUCUGCUGAGUUUGGUGGAAUUGCUGUACUUUUGUUUGGUUCGACCUGUGGUGCUCUGGCGCAAUCAGAAGACGGUAGUGCAGGUGAAGAACAAGGACGAAGCGCCGGAGAAGGUUUUGUUGGCAAAGUCGGGAAACUAAGAUUUGUUUGAUGUUUUAGGUGAACAAGAAUUAUAAAAUUUCUUGACCAAACUAAAAUAAUGCUUUUGAGUGUAAAAUUUCAUUAUGUCACCAAUAACGUUCCAAUAUUUCCAAUAUAAUA